AAGUCCAUCUUUAAGGCCUUAGUAAUACGUGACUGGUGGCGUGAUCGAACACCUGUCGUCCAGCAUGACAUCCCAAUGCUUUACCUAUGUGGCCCCGAUCAGAGUUAUAUGCUUCUCCGAUGCCAAAACGUCGCUCUUUGAAACGUCUCGCGCAUGCGCCAAUAUCAAAUUUUACGCAUUGUUCCCCCGUGACAUCUAGCCGUGGUGUUAGACUGCACUUUCUUCGGAAACGGCCCAUACUAUUUCUUUUGUCACGCGAAGGCGAGAUCUCCAAAGUGAAAAAAGUCCCGGUACCCCUAUGAUGAUAUUGCUAUAAAAAGCGCAUCCAUUUCAGCUUAGUCUAGGAGAAAGAUGACAGAAUCAUUUUCCUGCUCAGAGGCGCCGCUCACUUGGUACAGAUAUGCCACAGGGAGCUUCGGGCAAUGGGCUGACGCCUAAAUGUCGCUGUCUGAAACAAAGAACGGCCUGAGUCUAGGUUGACGGCAUCUCUUGCCCCGCGACACUUAGGAUGGGUUAGCGUUUUUUUUUUUGCGUUAUACUGAACGUCACGUGUGGAUUUACGUUUGGAAAGCUCGUGUGGUGGCGAAACUUUUUUGUAGACGAUCGACAAGAGCUUGCAGACUUCCUGCGAUAUCCAAAAUGGUACUGCAAACUUCCCAGGUCGCGAUGUCGAAGCAAGUGAGUAAGAAAGACACGGGACAUCGCCGUCGUCGGCACAAGAAGACGGCGGACAGCGAGGCCAGGUCGCCGUCGGCCGCCACGAUGUCCAGAAUUGUCGCCUCCGAUGUGAGCAAUAUGUCCGCGAGUGGCGUGGAAACCGCCGCCUCCCGGCUGCCGCCUGCCGCCCCCGCCGCCGAACAGCCCGCAUCACAUGGAAAAAUCACCGCCGUUCAACUAUCCCCUACCGCUAGUUCUACUUCGGUUCAGCCGGGGUCGCAAAGCAGCGGCAGCGUCGGAAACACGUUUCGGGAAGGUGCCGUGCCUGUGGUGCCAACGUUGUCCGUCUCCGAUGCCACGACAGCGGCGACGCCACCGAAACAGGAUGGCAGCGGAAGACGGUGCACCCAGCAGAAAGGCGGCACCGCGGAGGUGGAGCCCAUUUCGAUGUCCCCGUCGAGCGGCAUGACAUUGGGGCCUUCUGUGGCAGCCGCCACCAGCACGUCGAUCGGAACCGCCGGCCUUUCCGAGCCGGCUUCGGCCAAGGAUCGGGACGGAGGCCCAGGGCGCACACUCCCGACUGACGCGUCGACUGGCCGCACAGAUCGGUUGGAUCCGAGGAGAGGAACCACCCGGCAGACGGUGUCGAAAGGAGGAAGCAUGGGCAGAGCGAUCCGGCUGCAGAAGCCUGUAGCGGGAGUCGGAGGUUCCUUGCAACAGCUCCCCGUCAGCUCCAGCAAGGUCGAGGGGAAGGUCCAGCUUCCCGCGUCUGCCCCCGACUUGAGGCCUGCACGGACGUCCCUUCCGUUCACUAAACCGGCGAACUACGUGAGUGCACCUGCUUAGUUUUU
Dermacentor andersoni is the source of this 1508-nucleotide messenger RNA. RefSeq lists its product as uncharacterized. The record is from RefSeq and is a predicted model, not a curated record. Lineage: Eukaryota; Metazoa; Arthropoda; Arachnida; Ixodida; Ixodidae.